Molecule: messenger RNA, 1288 nt
Organism: Capsicum annuum
Lineage: Eukaryota; Viridiplantae; Streptophyta; Magnoliopsida; Solanales; Solanaceae
Source: RefSeq, a predicted model, not a curated record
ACCGCCGCCGCCGUCGUGCCGGAGUUCGAGCCUGAAGAUGGUUCUACGGCGGAGGCGGGGAUGUUUUCCGACGAUAUUGAUAGUACUUGUUCCACUCCUUAUGUUAGUGCUCCGUCAAGUCCAGGACGUGGGCAACCAUAUAGUGGCUUCUAUUACAGUGCUCCGGCGAGUCCUAUGCACUUUGUAUUGUCGACUACUAGUGCGAAAAAUAGUGUUGGCACUACUAAAAUUUCAUCACCUUCUGAAGAUUUCGACUUCUCCGCUAGAAUGGCCGCCGACGGCGGCGGUGCUGCAGAUGGAUCCAUGAGCUCAGCUGAUGAGUUGUUUCUAAACGGCCAGAUCCGGCCGAUGAAGCUGUCGACUCAUCUUAAACGUCCACAGGUUCUAGCACCAUUACUCGAUCUCGAUGAAAAUGAGGAUGAAGAUGAGAAAAGUUUUAGAGGAAGAGAUUCUAAACUGCGGAAUAGAUCAUUGAGGAGAAGGACUAGAUCCAUGUCACCACUACGAACGACGUCGUACGAAUGGCAGGAGGAUUAUGAAGAGGAGGAAUUGGACGUAGCAGUAGUAGUCAAGGAGAAAAUGAAGAAGAACGAAAGUGAAGAGAUAAAGCAGGAUGAUAAUGAAGAAGAAACUUCAAACGAAACGACGCCGUGUCCUUCUGGUUCUUCUUCGAGGUCUUCUUCAGUCGGAAGAAGUUCAAAAAGAUGGGUAUUCCUGAAGGAAUUUCUAUACAGAAGCAAAAGCGAAGGCCGAAACAACACUCACAAGUUUUGGAGUGGGAUUUCAUUUUCACCUGUCAAAGACAAAAAACUCGACAAAAUCACAACCCCCAAAGGCGAUAAAAACUCUGCAACUGAUACAUCUGAAACUACCAAGAAAGGAAAACAGAAUGGGAAUACGAAGGAAGCGAAGAAGAAGCCAGUGAAUGGAAGUGGUAUUGGUAAGAGAAGAGUACCUCCAUCACCUCAUGAGUUACAUUACACUGCAAAUCGAGCGCAAUCUGAAGAAAUGAGGAAGAAGACAUUUUUACCAUACAGGCAAGGCUUGCUUGGAUGUUUAGGGUUCAGUUCAAAGAGUUACGGAGCAAUGAAUGGAUUUGCUAGAGCUUUGAAUCCUGUUUCUUCAAGGUAAAAAAAAAGAAGAAAAAAUGAAAUUGUAUAUCUAAUCACUUAUUAUUACUAUUAUUCCUAUAUCUAUCAUCCAUCCAUCAAGAGAGAAGGGGAGAUAUUUUUAAGUUUAUUGUAUAGAUUUUAUUUCCUUGUUAUGGUAAUGUUUUGUUUUUAUGUUA